Impatiens glandulifera is the source of this 1539-nucleotide messenger RNA. RefSeq names its product extensin-2-like. Lineage: Eukaryota; Viridiplantae; Streptophyta; Magnoliopsida; Ericales; Balsaminaceae. Gene Ontology annotation, biological process: plant-type cell wall organization. Gene Ontology annotation, molecular function: structural constituent of cell wall. The transcript has a single exon. The record is from RefSeq and is a predicted model, not a curated record. The coding region runs from base 1 to 1539 and encodes 512 amino acids.
AUGGUUACUUCUCAGCCUUGGGCACUUUGUGCCUGGGGUAUAUGUUUGAUGGCGGCUAGUGUCUCCGGUGCACAUGACGACAAGAAUUGUUAUCAAAAUUAUAAGUACUCGUCCCCGCCACCUCCUUAUAAAUACUCGUCUCCACCACCUCCUCCAUAUGUGUACUCAUCUCCACCACCACAUUCACCAUAUGUUUACAAGUCUCCACCAUCUCCUCCUUAUGUAUACUCAUCUCCACCACCACCAUCAUAUGUUUACAAGUCUCCACCACCUCCUCCUUAUGUAUACUCAUCUCCACCACCACCACCAUAUGUUUAUAAGUCUCCACCACCAUCGUAUGUUUACAAGUCUCCACCACCUCCUCCAUAUGUAUAUUCAUCUCCACCACCGCCACCAUAUGUUUAUAAGUCUCCACAACCGCCUCCUUAUAAGUAUUCAUCUCCACCACCACCACCUCCUCCUUAUGUAUACUCAUCUCCACCACCACCACCAUAUGUUUAUAAGUCUCCACCACCUCCUCCAUAUGUAUACUCAUCUCCACCACUACCAUCAUAUGUUUACAAGUCUACACCACCACCACCAUAUGUUUACAAGUCUCCACCACCUCUUCCAUAUGUAUACUCAUCUCCACCACCAUCACCGUAUGUUUACAAGUCUCCACCACCACCAUUGUAUGUUUACAAGUCUCCACCACCGCCACCAUAUGUUUACAAGUCUCCACCACCGCCUUCUUAUAAGUACUCAUCUCCACCACCACCACCUCAUCCUUAUGUAUACUCAUCUCCACCACCACCAUCAUAUGUUUACAAGUCUCCAACACCACCAACAUAUAUUUAUAAGUCUUCACCACCUCCUUCAUAUGUAUACUCAUCUCCACCAUCACCACCGUAUGUUUACAAGUCUCCACCACCGUCGCCAUAUGUUUACAAAUCUCCACCACCACCACCACCAUAUGUUUACAAGUCUCCACCAUCACCACCACCACCACCACCACCAUAUGUUUACAAGUCUCCACCACCUCCUCCUUAUAAGUACUCAUCUCCAUCACCACUGCUGCCAUAUGUAUACAAAUCUCCCCCACCACCUCCUAAUAAGUACUCAUCUCCAUCACCACCACCAUAUGUGUACUCAUCUCCACCACCUCCUCCUUAUAAGUACUCAUCACCACCACCUCCUCCUUAUAAGUACACAUCACCAUCGCCGCCGCCAUAUGUAUACAAGUCUCCUCCACCACCUCCUUAUAAGUACUCAUCUCCACCACCUCCUUAUAAGUACUCAUCUCCACCACCUUCCCCUUACAUUUACAAGUUUCCAUCCCCAUCUCCAUAUGUCUACUCCUCACCUCCUCCUCCUUAUAAGUACACAUCACCACCACUACCGCCAUAUGUAUACAAGUCUCCUCCACCACCUCCUUAUAAAUACUCAUCUCCACCACCUUCCCCUUACAUUUACAAGUCUCCACUCCCAUCUCCAUAUGUCUACUCUUCACCUCCACCAUAUGUUUAUAAGUCUCCUCCUUCUCCGCCCUAUUACAAAUGA